AUGGAAUCCAACGAACUAGAGAGGGAGAGUGAUGAAAGCGAAGACGAGAAUUUUAUUGAUGCUGAAUCAGAACUGGAAGAAGUCGAUGAGCAGAAGGAGAAGGGAGAAGUAACCGAAGGUGAAAAGAAGGCAUCGUUUCGGCUUUUUGUGCCUGAAGACGAUAGUGUCAAUGAAGCAAGCUUCCAGAAGCAGCCGAAACCGGAGGAACCGGAGGAACCGGAGGAACCAGAGGAACCAGAGGAACCAAAGGACCCGAAGGACCCGAAGGACCCAAAGGACCCAAAGGACCCAAAGGAACUAGAAGUGCUACAGGUACCCAACUCACAGUCCAGUCAAAAUAUCUCAUAUAAGAGGCCAGUCAUGUUUCGGCAAACUUCGUGGAAAUAUGAUAACUACAACAGGUAUCCUGACUACAUACAGAAGUUCUUGAAGCCUCAUAAAUUCAAGGUCACACGACCUCGGGAAGAACAUAAGUACCCCCAAUUCGAUCUUGUACUCAAAGUCAGCACUCCAAUUGACUUAAAGACCAAGCAGCCGUUGCCUGAGGCUGAGGUCAACAUCAAACGCCUAGUGAAAACAUUGGACCUCAAUCGCUUCGUAGUAGCAAUCAAACCAGACAAUCACCUAGGCUUUCUGCUUUUCUUUGUCACAGUUUCAGCCGAUUUAUUUCAAUCAUUACUUGAAAAGGCAAAAAGAAUCGACGGUCUUUACUCUGUCGACCAAUUGACGGAGGAGCCUACACUUUCUGACAGACUUAGGCUAAUCAGCGCCAAGUUGUCUUCUGCCAAAUCAGAAGGUGGCGCCGGUAUCACCGUAGGAAAGGGUAACUGGUCGUUUGUUAAGGCAUGUAUACCUGUGGCAAGCUUCAGGUGGUCAGAAAAGGGCCUGAACGUGCUUAAAAGUACUCUUGUUCCCUUCAACGCUACUUCCAGCAAGGCCCAAUCCAGCUUCCUUUUGAAGAACUACGGCUCUAGGUAUUCGUUCUAUUUUCGUGCCAUCAACCAAUAUAUUCUGUUCCUAUUGGUUCUUUCGGUCAUUGGUAUUGUUUCCAACCAUCUCUAUGGACGUUUUUCUAAAGUGUUCACAUUUUUAAACCUAUUUUGGGGGGUCUCUUUCUAUCUCUAUUGGUACGGAAGUGAGAAGAAAUUGGCUAAGGAUUGGAACGUUACCAAUGUGUCUCGUGUCGAUGUUUCUAGAACUGAAAAGAAGGAUCCUCCUUAUAAAAUAUUGCUUAGAAAGGCUGCUUUUGCUCCAGUUGCCAUCACAAGUUCUUUGAACUUGGUGUUUUUCCAGUUUGCAUGCUUCUUGUUAGAAAUCUUUCUCACGGAAUUGUAUCAGGGACCAGGGAAAUCCUUCUUGGCUUUGGUUCCUACUAUUGUUGUUUGCACUAUUGUCCCUAUUUGCACCGCAAUAUACUCUGCCGUGGCCAACGUUUACCUAUCCUUUGAAAACAACCCUACUGAGGCCACUCAGUCCAAGUCAUUGCUCUUCAAGAUGUUUGUCUACAACUUCUUAGCUAGCUAUAUUCCUCUUUACAUCACCUCCUUUAUCUAUUUGCCUGUCGGUUACAAGGUCAAUCCAUAUUUGUCUACCAUCGACCAAUACACACAGAUUCUUACCAAUUCAACUAUAUACUUGUCCAGCUACAAGAUCCCUCUCAAAACAUCCAAUUACUCAGUUAACAACUUGAGAUUAAUCAACCAGUUCAGUUAUUUUAUUGUCACCAACCAAAUAAUUGGCCUCUUUAUGGAAUACGGACUUCCAUUCGUUCUUCACAAGCUUUCCGCUGCUCCACUUGUUGGAAAAUUCCUUGGGGGCGUGGAAGUCGUUGAUACCACGGACUCUGAUGAUGAGAAAGACCUUUUGAACGAUCUUAGAUCCAAACUAACGCUUCCUUCUUAUAAUAUCAACGAUGAAUACAGACAGAUGGUUAUUCAAUUUGGUUUCAUGAUGUUGUUUGGUCCUACUUGGUCCAUUGGAGCCGCUAUUUCUUUAGUUGUCGAGCUAAUUCAAACCAGAGGAGAUUUCUUCAAGUUGCUUAAGCUUGUUCAACCUCCCAUCCCAGAUAGAUCAGAUUCAUCCUACCCAUGGCCUUUCUUCCUGAAGGUUUUGCUUAUUAUUGGAUCAUUCACUUCUGUUUGUAUCACUUUAAUGUACAAUGGAGGGGAUCUUGUUUCAUAUACUGAUCAUACAUCCGUCAAGGCAAAUUGGCUUUAUAUUCUUCCUUUUGCUUUCUUGACAUGCUUUACCACGCAGAUUGUCAUUUAUAUCGGUGAAGUCGUCAUUGACGAAUAUUACACGGAUCCGGGUUCUGUAAUUGCAAAAAGAGAGGAACAAUUACAGAAGAUUGUGAAAUCCGUGGACGAAAAGGAUACUUCUUUGCCCAACGAUACUGAAGCCUUGAUCUCCAAGGCAAUUCAAACCUUGAUUCCUGGACAGUCCAAGAAAACCAAAAAAAUCAACUGA
This is a messenger RNA of Brettanomyces nanus, 2466 nucleotides long. RefSeq lists its product as uncharacterized. Gene Ontology annotation, molecular function: chloride channel activity. Lineage: Eukaryota; Fungi; Ascomycota; Pichiomycetes; Pichiales; Pichiaceae. The transcript is spliced from 2 exons. The record is from RefSeq and is a predicted model, not a curated record. Gene Ontology annotation, cellular component: cortical endoplasmic reticulum. Gene Ontology annotation, biological process: chloride transmembrane transport. Bases 1 to 2466 code for a protein of 821 amino acids.